UCCUCCAGCAGUGAUAGUGGCAGCACGAGCAGCAGCUGCAGUAGCAUCCACAGCCCGGACAGAGCGUGUGCUGCAGAAACCAGCUUCCACCCAGUUGUUGCAGGCUCCAGUCCAGUCUCCUGUCAGGCCGUCCAUGACCAAUCGGCGUUGAGCCAAGGGCCCUAUUUCUACAUCAACCAGAUCUUGAAGGAGGCACACUUUCACAGCCUACAGAGCCGGGGACGCCUGCCAACAUGAUGACCCAGCAGCUCCCUUACUUCUGUGAACGGACAGCAUUGUAGAUGGGAUAUUUCAACUUUCAAAGUUUGUUAAAAAGGAAUUGCACAAAAUGCCUGUUACCUUUUCACCCUGUAUUUGAAAUAACAGGUCAACAGGAAAUUGUUUACGUGUGGUUGCUGCACUAUUCCAAUGCAAAAGGGGCUUUGAAGCAAUUUUUAUAGGAUUCUUUUUGGGGUGGUUGUAAAGUAGGUGUCAAGAGGAGACUUGAGGAAUCCACAUCUGUGUAUAGGAUCGCAAAAUGUCCAGUUCCAAUCGACUGCCUAAUCUGUUUAUUUGUUUGUUAGCAAUUUGUUGCUUUCUGUAAAGUUCUCUCAAAUGUUCCUCUUCAGUUUUAUAAGUCUUUUUUUAAUUUCAAUAAACUAGU
Messenger RNA from Leptosomus discolor (cuckoo roller), 643 nucleotides. The record is from RefSeq and is a predicted model, not a curated record. NCBI's taxonomy places the organism in Eukaryota, Metazoa, Chordata, Aves, Leptosomiformes, Leptosomidae.